This is a messenger RNA of Physella acuta, 1710 nucleotides long. Its product is annotated as acetylcholinesterase-like. Lineage: Eukaryota; Metazoa; Mollusca; Gastropoda; Physidae. The record is from RefSeq and is a predicted model, not a curated record.
CACACUGGAAGCUAUUGAGAUGAAGCCUUCUUGCAUUCAGGACCCCAUGUUUCUUGCACCCGGCGAAGAUAUGUCUGAAGAUUGUCUCUACCUAAAUAUUUACGCCAAAGAAAUCAGUUCAAGGAAAGAGCCGUCCAAAGUCUUAGUGUGGGUUUAUGGUGGGGGAUUUUUCUACGGGUCCUACUUCAUGUACAACUGCGAGAGCUUUGUAACCAAUCAUGACGUCGUCGUGGUGACGAUUAAUUACAGGAUAGGAGCAUUGGGAUUUCUGAGCACCGAAAACGAGGCUAGCAAGGGAAAUUACGGCAUGUGGGAUCAGGUUUUGGCAUUGAGGUGGGUCAAGGACAACAUAGCUGCAUUUGGAGGAGACCCGAACGAUGUAGCUAUUGCUGGAGAAUCAGCAGGUGGCGCCGCCGUGUCGUUGCUGUCAGUUAGCCCGGCAGCCAAAGGGCUGUUUACUAAGGCCUUCUCUACAAGCGGAAGUGCCACCUCGCUCUAUGCUCAAUAUUCCAACGCUAAAAAUGAUGCGCUGGAAUUAGCGAAGAAAAUAAAAUGCUGGGAUGGGGAAUUAGAUGCUAAGAUCAACCUGCAACAAAGUGAAUACAUUGUUGAAUGUUUGAGAACACGACCAGCAGAGGAAAUAAUAAAAAAUGUUGUCUAUAAACUAGGGAUGCCGCCUUUUGUUCCAGUAGCCGACGGCGAAUUUCUACCACAAUCUCCGUUAAAACUUGUCAAAGAUGAUUCUUACAUGGAAUCUUUGGGUUUUUACGAGAGGUCGUAUUUGGUCUCUUUUAACAACUAUGAGAAAUCGUCGAUGGAACUUUUAAUUCAAAUGCACGAGGCAGACAUCGACGCGAGGAACAUCACAGGAGACGAGAAAGCCAGACAAAAGCAAGAAUUGUACCAGGAUGCUGCACAUCUUGCCAUCCGCAAACGUCUUGAGGUGGAAGACGUCUCUCAAGAAUUGUUAGAUCGUAUUUACGGAUGGUAUACACGUCGAUACACUGGAAUGAACUCCGUGGCUGCAUUGUAUACUGACUUGUUUUUUGAAAUGCCUUCUUUCGAAAUUCUCAACGUGAUGUCCCGGAAGAACACCACCAACGUGAGGCUGUUGUAUUUUAACCACUUCCCUCAAUUUGUGUCGGGUUCUAUAAGAGGGAUGCCCCAUGGGCUUGAUCUCGCCUACUGGUUUGAUAUCCCGUUGGAGGUGAUCCACAGUUUCGUGGGUGUUGAGUCUCAAGGAAACUUCGACGCUGAAGAUCACGAACUUAAAAGAGUGUAUUCUUCAAUCAUUGCUGACUUCGUUAAAACAGGAAAUGCCGAGAACGCCAUUCUACAAAGCCUCCCUGACGGUUGGCCGACCUACGACCCCGUUGAAUCGCAUUACCUUGACCUCAAUGCUCAUCUCAGCAUCCAACGUAACAUAGGACGAGAAAAACGGUUGUUAUGGGAGACGUUGGUUCCACAUUGGAUUACAGCUGACAGAAGUAUAGAGCACGUAGAACUGUGAUGAUUUGAAAUUGUAGAACUGUGAUGAUUUAAAAAUGGGGAACUGUGAUGAUUUACAAUGAAACAGGUUAUAUUAUAUUGUAUAGUAAUAGCUGUUAAAUAAAAACGGCAGGCCUCACUUGUCAAACUUUGGUAUUGAUAUAGGCCUAAAUAAUUUACGGCUGCGAGUAGUAUGUUGACUUUGAUAUAUUAAAUUAUGCA